CUUCGGGAGAUUGGCGCACAGAGAUGCAAAAAAACCACAAUUAAAAAAACUUCGUGCAGACAGCUCCAAUGGCCAAUAUACUUUGGUACAUAGAGAUGUUUGUAGCAUUUCUCUGCCUCUUUCUUUUUUUCCAUUGGUACCGGAACAGACACUCAUCCAUCAUAAACUGGCCUGUCGUCGGAAUGCUUCCGGGGCUUCUUCAAAAUGCACCGAACGUCCACGAAUACACAACAAAACUUCUACAAAAUACUGGGGGUACCGGCGAGUUUAAGGGCCCUUGGUUCACCAACAUGAACUUCGUGACCACCUUUGAUCCCAUGAACAUCCAUCAUAUUUUGAGCAGAAACUUUUCCAACUACCCAAAAGGACCCGAGUUCCAGGAGAUUUUUGAACCUCUGGGAGAUGGGAUUUUCAAUUCCGACUCGGAUUUGUGGAGAUAUCAGAGGAAGCUUAUGCAGUCAAUGAUGAAAAAUAGCAAGUUCGAGUUGUUCCUUGAAAAAGUUGCUCGAGGAAAGCUUGAAAAGGGCCUCAUUCCUGUUCUUGAUCACGUCUCAAGUAUGGGAAUUGAGGUGGAUUUACAAGACGUUUUUCAGCGGUACACCUUCGAUACUGUUUGCCUAAUGACUUUAGGCUUUGAUCCAAAUUGCCUCUCCAUUGAAUUUCCCGAAGUUACACACGUAAAAGCGUUUGAUCAAAUAGAGAAAAGUAUCUUCUACCGACACAUCGUGCCAGCAAGUUUUUGGAAGUUGCAGAGAUGGCUUCAAAUCGGAGAAGAGAAGAAGCUGAGCAAUGCUAUUAAAGUAUUUGAUCAAUUUGUGUACAAAUGCAUCUCAUCCAAGCAAGAAGAAUUAAGCAGAUCAAGCCCAACCCAGAAACUGGAGGAAGGAAAAUUCGAUUUACUGACCGCUUAUAUAGAACAAGGAGUAGAAACAGAUGAAAGCGAUGGUUUUCCAAAAUCUAACCAGUUUCUGAGGGACACGAUGCUUACUUUCUUGGCAGCAGGUAGGGAUACCGUAAGUGCAGGCCUCACCUGGUUUCUAUGGCUUGUUUCAACACACCCUUCAGUGGAAGCUAAGAUUCUCGAAGAGAUCAGAGAGAAUUUGGUCAUUAACAAUGAGAAUAUUCAUUGGGAAAUGAAAGAUCUGGAUCAGCUAGUUUAUCUCCACGGAGCCAUAUGCGAGUCCUUACGGCUUUUCCCACCUCUACCUUUCCAACACAAACAUGCAGUCCAAUCUGAUACUCUUCCUAGUGGUCACCAUAUUAGUGCAAGGACGAGACUUAUGUUAUCUAUAUACUCAUUGGGAAGGGUGGAAAACAUAUGGGGAAAAGAUUGCUCAGAGUUCAAGCCAGAGAGAUGGAUUUCGGAGCAAGGAAGAAUUGUGCAUGUACCAUCUUAUAAAUUCCUAACAUUUAAUGCAGGACCCAGGAGUUGUUUAGGUAAAGAUAUGAGCUUUAUUCAAAUGAAAAUAGUUGCAAGCACCAUUAUUUGGAAUUAUCAUGUUCAAGUGGUUGAAGAUCAUCCCGUUUUGCCGAGCCGAUCUGUUGUGCUUCAUAUGAAACAUGGUUUGAAGGUUAAGGUCACCAAAAGAUCAAGGGCUAGUACUAUUCUUUGAUGAUGGAGAGACGAAGGUUUUAGGAAUGAGCUACGUAUGUAUGCAUGCAAUAUUCAUUAAGUUGUUGCAUUUAUAAUGUCAUGGAACGUAUAUAUGAAUAUCUACCUUGAAUUAUGUAAUAAAUUGUUGAGGUAGUAUUACACGUAUUUACAGUUUUAUUUAUAAUUUUAU
Molecule: messenger RNA, 1784 nt
Organism: Juglans regia (Persian walnut)
Lineage: Eukaryota; Viridiplantae; Streptophyta; Magnoliopsida; Fagales; Juglandaceae
Product: alkane hydroxylase MAH1-like
Exons: 1
Coding region: 69-1613 (514 amino acids)
Molecular function (GO): monooxygenase activity; heme binding; oxidoreductase activity, acting on paired donors, with incorporation or reduction of molecular oxygen
Source: RefSeq, a predicted model, not a curated record